AUGCGCCCUGUCUCGCCCGCGUUGCCUCCUGCGUCGCCCCACCUUUCCCCCACCUCGUACGCGCCACACCCUCCCUCCCCCUCCCCCCUCCUCUCCCCUCCCCCGCUCCUCCGCGCCCCUCCCUUUCCCCUCCGCCCCCCCUCCCCCCUCCUCCGCCCGUCUUCCCCCACCCUUCCCCCUGCCACGCCGUCGUUCCUCCGACCAUCCGCUCAAUUCCCCCCGUCUCCCCCUUCCCCAAACACCACUUGCCAUCCCACCAACGCCGUUCCCUCCCCUUAUGACCCUCCCGCCGCUCCACCCUCUCCCAACCCUUUCCCCUCUCCUUCCUCGCUUCAACCUUCCAUCGCUCCCACCGCUCCCAACCACUCCUUCUCCCCUAGACCAUCCCUCGCCCGUCCCACACCCUCGUGGAGCAGCGAGAGGGAAAGGCGAAGCGCAACGGUAGCUGCACCCGGUGGCGCUGCCGCCGCUUCAGCAGCACCAGCAGCAGCACCAGCAGCAGCACCAGCAGCAGCAGCAGGACCAGCGUCAGCAGCAGCGGGAGGCGGAGGGGCAGUUGGCGCAGGGGGAGGAGGAGGUGGGGGAGGAGGAGCAGAAGCAGGGGGGAAGGCGAAGAGCGGAGGGAGAGGCAGCAAGGCGGGAGGCGCGGAGGUGCGCCGCGCCGUGGGGCUCUCGGAGCUGGCGAGGGGGAGGGGCGCAGCCGGCAUGAGGGGUGUAAGCGGCACGCGGGGUGUGGGCGGUAGCAGGGCGGCGGCAGGGCAGCAGCGAGAGGGGCGUGCCAAGGCGGCGCCAUGCGAGCAGCAGAGAUCGUGCCACGAAAGCGUUGCUGCACCCGCGCCUGCUGCGCCCGCGCCUGCUGCACCCGCGCCUGCUGCACCCGCGCCUGCUGCACCCGCGCCUGCUGCACCCGCGCCUGCUGCACCCGCGCCUGCUGCUGCCGUGCCUUCUUCUCCCGCGCCUGCUGCGAGUGUGCUGUUCCAGCAGACUGCUGUUCCUGCUGCUCCCGUGCUCGCUGCGUCUCGUGCCGUGGCUUCCCAGUCCCAAGGGCAACCACGGUGCCUGAGCAAGCGCACAGGGGAGGAGCUAGCGUGUAAGACGAUAGACAAGGCGAGCAUCAAGACGCAUGCGGAUGCGGAGGACGUGCGGAAGGAGGUGGCUUGCUUGGAGUUGCUGGCUGGGCACCCCACUGUUGUCACUAUCAAGGACGCAUUUGAGGACUCCCAGCACGUGCACAUUGUCACGGAGCUCCUACCGGGCGGCGAUCUCUUCGACAGAAUCAGAUCGCUCCGCCGCCUCUCCGAGCCGUCCGCCGCCCGCCUGUGCGCCGCCCUGAUCGAAGCCCUUCUCCACUGCCACUGCCGGGGCAUCACGCACCGCGACAUCAAGCCCGAAAACAUCCUUCUUACAAGCCUCUCCUCCGACUCCGAUAUAAAGCUCAUCGACUUUGGCGUGGCUACAUCCUUCCAACGUGGCGUGCCGCUAACCGAUGCGGUCGGGACUCCGGAAUAUAUGGCUCCUGAGGUGCUCAGGCAGAGCUACGGUCCCGAGGCGGAUAUAUGGAGUGCGGGAGUGGUGCUUUACGUGGUACUUAGCGGCGCGCCCCCGUUUUGGGGGUCUAAAAGCCGGACGGUGGUGGAGAGGAUACUUAAAAAAGAGGUGGCGUUUAGAGGGGCUAAGUGGGAGGGCGUGUCGGAGGAGGCUAAGGAUCUUGUUGCUCGCAUGCUGGUGAAAGAUGCAAGCAAGCGGAUCGGAGCUCUUGAGAUUCUCGAGCACCCAUGGAUUCAAAAGUGGAAGUUGGCUUCUCGCACGUGA
Closterium sp. Yama58-4 is the source of this 1812-nucleotide messenger RNA. NCBI's taxonomy places the organism in Eukaryota, Viridiplantae, Streptophyta, Zygnematophyceae, Desmidiales, Closteriaceae. The record is from the annotation of a GenBank genome assembly.